Molecule: messenger RNA, 703 nt
Organism: Pipistrellus kuhlii (Kuhl's pipistrelle)
Lineage: Eukaryota; Metazoa; Chordata; Mammalia; Chiroptera; Vespertilionidae
Product: major allergen I polypeptide chain 1
Exons: 3
Coding region: 94-420 (108 amino acids)
Cellular component (GO): extracellular region
Molecular function (GO): steroid binding
Source: RefSeq, a predicted model, not a curated record
GCCCCUCCUUUUCUCCCCUCCCCCCCCGUUGUGGAGCCAACAGCAAGUAUAAAAGGGUUCCAGGGUAGGUAGGGAGCACCUGCCAGCUGCACCAUGAUGGGGGCCGGUGCCCUCGCGCUGCUCUGGGCUGCCUCGCUCCUGAUCUCCAGUGGAAAUUGUGGCAUUUGCCCAGCCGUGAAAAAAGACGUUUACAUAUUCCUGACGGGAUCCCCAGAUGAAUAUGUUGCACAAGUGAAAAAAUACCAAAAUGACUCUUUAAUAUUGGCCAAUGCCAGAAAACUGAAGAACUGCAUUGACCAGAAACUGACAGAAGAGGAUAAGGAGAAUGCUAUCAGCGUGCUGGUUGCCCCAAGUGAUGAUGGAGACAUGCCACUCCUUCAGCUGCACGUGUCCACAGGACAGGAGGACACAAUAGACUAAGCUCCCCUCCUGGAAACUCCCAAGUGCUCUGGGACCCACCAGUCCUCCUCAGCAGCCUCUUCCUGUUCUAUCUAGCACUGCCCUCCACUUCACCAUGGUGACCCUUCCUCCUCUUUCUGUUCCAUUGGUGGAAGCUUCUAGGUACAGCCUGGGAUUUUCUUGUGGUGCAGGAGAUAGUGAGGAACCCACUUUUACCUGCUCAGAUCCAAGGGUUACCAUUCCAAUAGGGCUGCCGGCCCCCCUCAGAAGGCCCAGGUCGUGUCCAAUGUAGCUGGAUGUCUUC